Messenger RNA from Kalmanozyma brasiliensis GHG001, 1833 nucleotides. RefSeq names its product Zinc finger, CCCH-type. The coding region runs from base 1 to 1833 and encodes 610 amino acids. Gene Ontology annotation, molecular function: metal ion binding. The transcript has a single exon. Lineage: Eukaryota; Fungi; Basidiomycota; Ustilaginomycetes; Ustilaginales. The record is from RefSeq and is a predicted model, not a curated record.
AUGGUGGUCUGCAAGUUCUUCCUGCAGAACCGAUGCGCGUUCGGCAACAACUGCAAGUUUGAGCAUCCGCAAGGCGGGGCUGGUGGUGGACCAGGACGCAGCGGCUUCGGCCAGAGCGCAUUCGGCUCAUCAUCAGCAUUUGGUGGAUCAACCAAUCCGACAGGCGGAAGCGCAUUCGGUUCCGCGUCAGCGUUUGGGGGCAAUGCGACGGGUGGGAGCGCGUUCGGGAGACCCGCUGGCGGCAGUGCUUUCGGCGCGGCUGCUCCGAGCGCCUUUGGCGGCGGAGGAAGCGCUUUUGGUAGUCAGAACUCCAACUCAGCAUUCGGAGGUGGAGCGACGGGUGGGUCAGCAUUCGGAGCACAGCAAGGAGGAAGCGCCUUUGGAUCGACUUCGACACCAACAUCAGCAUUUGGAGGGGUGAACAAGCCUGUUUCUGCCUUUGGUUCUGCUGCACCUCCGUCUGCGUUCGGUGGCACUUCGGCACCCACAUCUGCGUUCGGAUCGACAUCAACACCGUCUUCAGCGUUCGGUUCGACCAAUUCUGCUCCUUCUGCAUUCGGCAGCACUAGCACACAGCCGACCUCAGCGUUCGGAUCCACAAAUACAACAUCAUCCUUCGGCUCAAACUCAGCACAGUUCGGCAGCAGCGCCGCUCCCUCUUCAGCCUUUGGCUCCACAUCUACGCCAUCAUCAUUCGGCAGUUCCUCGGCGUUCACCUCCCAAGCUCGCCCUUCCGCGUUUGGUGCACCCCCCACUGGACCCUCACAACCUACCCCUUCAACGUCCUCCUCAAUUCCUUCCGGCCUGGCAUCCCUCAACCCCUCCUUCCCAUUCACGUCGAGCACCAGCUUGUUCGGCGACAGCAACCUCCCCGAAGUAUCUCUCACCGCCGCUGGCAUCGCCGAAGACCUGGGCCCGCACGGACGCCCACUCUGGAAGCUCACCGCCUACGGUCCUGCCCGGGGCGAGCCCAAUCUCAUCGUGGGCAAGGAUGUCAGCCCGGACGAGCUGCGCGUGAUGGCGUACCAGGCGCGCGCCGGCGGUCAGGAGAGUCAGUACGCGCAACAUGAACAGAAGCUCUUUGGGGAGGCGGAUGCGAGUUAUCGGCAGCUGGGCGGGAAUACCGGUGGAGCGCUGCAGCAGGCCGAGCGGAAUCGGGUGGAGAAGAGGAAGACGCAGACGCAGACAGCAUCGGGGACUCCAGCGGGUGGAGCGAGCGCGUCCGGACAGCCUUCUGCGUUUGGGGCAAGUACGACGGGGGCGUUUGGUGCCAAGCCAGCGGGUGCGUUCGGUGGAGCGUCGGCGUUUGGAGGGUCGACUGGAGGGACAGGGUCUGCGUUCGGACAGCCAGCAAGCGGGACGUCAGCGUUCGGACAAGCCUCUGCGUUCGGCUCUGCUGCGACACCCGCACCGACAAGUGCAUUCGGUAGCACGUCGGCGUUCGGCUCUUCCAACAACCCUGCUGCUGCCCCUGCCCCCGCGGCACCGAGUGCGUUUGGCACCACCACACCAGCUUUCGGCACCGCCGUCCAACCUCAAUCUUCAGCAUUCAAUAACAGCACCACCGCUGCGCCCGCCAGCGCAUUCGGCACUUCCACCUUUGGCAGCACAUCAAGUGCCUUUGGCACCUCGGCAUUCACCGCGCCUACCAGCGGAGGCUCGGCGUUCGGCUCCACCGCUUUCGCUGGAGCACCAACAAAGGUCGAGGAUCCGUACGCGUCGUCCGUGCCGAAGAAGCAAGACCUCACCGCCGACGUACUCUCGUUGUUUGAACGGGAUCAUUUCGAAUGGGGCGGUGCGCCGUUUAUCGAGCCGCCCAUAGAUGUGCGCUAG